AUGGCUGCUUGCAGGGAUGCAGAGCUGCUGUAUCGCAGCGGCCUGGGGGUCUUGGCACUGGGGCCAGAAGGCUUGACCAAAGUGCGUCAUACAAGCAGGGGGAAAAUGCGUGACCACAUCUACCCUGCAGAUGCAUGCUUGCUGAUACCGCUGGAGGACAAUCGCAGAGCAGCCACUCUGCUCCUAAAUCUGGCGCAGACUCUGCUCAACCAGGAUGUCUCGUCAAUGCUAGCCACUGCUGCCGCUGCAGAGGCUGUCGCGGGUCUGCAGGAAUCCCACUACAGGGCAACAGCUGAGGCGAAGGGCGGCCGAAUUGGCGAAUUGAGUGGCAUUUUCAGCUGCGGCUCGUGGGGGAGUAAACGGUCCUUCUUAACUGUGCGCCACCCCCUCGACAUUGGAAUUGGCGAGGUCGGCGAUGUCUACAUGAUUUACAAGUGCCGGGAUUCGGGUGGGAGGGUUGACGCGCAUGACUGGGGUGUAUUCCUUGGCGACCCCUGCAUGCCCUACACCACCGGAGCGGUGUAUAAGGAUUGUUUGUAUUUUCCCUCCCUGGGUGCGAGGCCCCACAUGACCUGCUACCCUCUUGGCCUCGUCGACAAUGGCGUGCCCAAUGCUGACAAGCAGGCAAAAAGUUCUACGGGAGAGCCUCCUUCCCCGAGGUGGGGCCAUGCCACGUUUGUGCAUGGCACGCGCAUAUAUGUUUUUGGCGGGACCGAUGGCACACGCGACAACCUUGGACGGCGAAUCUUCUUUGAUGACAUGAAGAGCUUUGACACGGAGUAUGGAGUAUGGCGAGAUAUUGAUGUGCUCGGCAACAAGCCAUGCGCACGAGGCUAUGGCCCUGACAGCUCAGCACCCACCCGGACUCUCGCCAGUUUCAAAGUGACACGCGGACCAGCUGCCUCCCUUCAGACCAGCCUGACAAAGCAAGGCCGCUGGAGGGAUCUGGCAAUAGAGCGGGCGUGCCAUGCAGCAGCAGAGUACAAGGUUGGGCUGCCAGACUUGCCAGAAAAGGUGCAGGCGCUCUACAAAGCACCGGCAGGAUCCGUGACGCUGCUCACGGCCGACGCGCUUGACAUCGCAGAAGGGGUCUUGACCCCGUCCGAUGCGGGCAAUGAAUCCAUUUCUGCAACGCUGCCCCCAGAUUGUGUCUUCAGCCCACAGCUCGAAGUUCCCCUUCGGCCGUUGAACAGUCAGAGCCUCUGGGGAUCAGAGCACUGCCCCUUUGAGCUGGCGCCUCGAUGGCUGACAUCGCCCUCUGAUGUCAGCGUCAACCUCAGGAGCGCCAAUCUGGCCAAGGCACUCAUGACUAAGCCUGCUCGCCCCUUCGCUAUGCGCCAGACAGUGAAGCAAUUUGGCACUGUGAAGGCUGCGGUGGAGUACUUCAAGUUUUGCAUGCCACAGCUGGAACAUGAGGAAUCAGCUGCAAACCCCCAGAUCUGGCAAAAUGUGAAGGAAAUUGGGGAACAUGUGGAAUCACACAGCAAAACUCUGAACCCGGCAUCCCUACAAACGGCGGUCGAUUUGUCAAUCACAGAAGUCAAAGCAUUCUAUCUGUGGUACCCCAGUACAGGAUGCAUGCAGAUUUAUGUGCUGAUGGUGUAUGGCCCAGUCUUUGCAUGCAUGCUGGCAAUAUUCCCAGAGGGUCAACCGCUGAUGAUAGCUGCAGUCUCUGUCUUUCAAGCCCUUCGGAUGGCCAACACUCAGACACGGCUGCUGCUGGAAUCAAACUUUGAGGCGCGGCUUGCUUGCUGCCGCUGCGCACAGCCCUACCCUUGUUUCAUCUCCCUGGUGAUUGACCCCAAUAUGCCAAAAACAAAGGUAUGCCGGGGUUGCCGCCUGGUGCGCUACUGCUCAGCAGAGUGCCAGCUGGCAGACUGGGAGAACCACAAGCCAGUCUGCAAGAAAUACACUCGCAAGGCGCAGCAGCCAGAGUUUGACACCCCUUAA
Molecule: messenger RNA, 1950 nt
Organism: Coccomyxa subellipsoidea C-169
Lineage: Eukaryota; Viridiplantae; Chlorophyta; Trebouxiophyceae; Coccomyxaceae
Exons: 13
Coding region: 1-1950 (649 amino acids)
Molecular function (GO): protein binding; kinase activity
Source: RefSeq, a predicted model, not a curated record